This is a messenger RNA of Xenopus laevis (African clawed frog), 1805 nucleotides long. Its product is annotated as gastrula zinc finger protein XlCGF7.1-like. The record is from RefSeq and is a predicted model, not a curated record. The transcript has a single exon. Bases 173 to 952 code for a protein of 259 amino acids. Lineage: Eukaryota; Metazoa; Chordata; Amphibia; Anura; Pipidae.
CCAUCAGAGAAAGGACACUGAUUCAUCAGAGAAUUUACAUACAGACUCUGAGGAAAAUACUUUUCAAAAUAGUAAUUUUGUCUCAAGCCAGAAAAUCCACACAGGAGAGAAACUUUUCUCUUGUACAGAAUGUGGGAAAGAAUAUUCUGAUAAGUCCAGCCUUCACAGACACAUGAAAAUCCAUACAAGAGAGAAACCUUUCACUUGUACAGAAUGUGGCAAAAAAUUCUCUCAUGAGUCCACCCUUUACCGACAUCAGAAAACCCACACAGGAGAGAAACCUUACUCUUGUACAGAAUGUGGGAAAGAAUUCUCUGAAAAGGCCCACCUUUCUAAACACUAUAAAAUCCACACAGGAGAGAAACCUUUCUCUUGUACAGAAUGUGGGAAAGAAUUCUCUGAUAAGUCCAGACUUCACAAUCACCAUAAAAUCCACACAGGAGAGAAACCUUUCUCUUGUACAGAAUGUGGGAAAGAAUUCUCUGAGAAGUCCAGCCUUCAACAUCAUCAGAAAAUUCACACAGGGCAGAAACGUUUCUCUUGUACAGAAUGCGGGAAACAAUUCUCUAAUAAAAGCAACCUUCGUACACACCAGAAAAUCCACACAGGGGAGAAACCUUUCUCUUGUACAGAAUGCGGGAAGGAAUUUUCUCAUAAAAUACACUUUUACUCACAUCAGAAAAUCCACACAGGAGAGAAACCUUUCUCAUGCACAGAAUGUGGGAAAGAAUUCUCUCGUGAGUUCAGCCUUCGCAUACACCAUAGAAUCCACACAGGAGAGAAACCUUUCUCUUGUACAGAAUGUGGGAAAGAAUUCGCUGAUAAGUCCAACCUUCACAAUCACCAGAGAAUCCACACAGGAGAGAAACCUUUCUCUUGUACAGAAUGUGAGAAAGAAUUCUCUCAUAAGUUCAGCCUUCACAAACACCAGAAAAUCCAUACAAGAGAGUAACCUUUCUCAUGUACAAAAUGUGGGAAAGAAUUCUCUGAUAAGUCCAACCUUUGUAGACACUAAAAUCCACACAGGAGAGAAACCAUUCUCCCCGGAACAGCGAGUAUUCCAAUUCAAUACACGCAUCUUUUCCUGGCUGCUGGAUUCAUCUAUUCCAUGCUUCACUUGGGCAAGUUGUGAAUAGUGCACUUCUUCCAAACCACUGAGGAAGCUUGCCAGUGGCUCAACAACCCGUGGUGCAACUGAUAUGAGCAUCUCAUGGUUAGUAGGGCCUACUUAUGUUUACCCUACAUGCCUACUGCACAACAGCUACAGAUUAUGCACAAUGAGACUGUUUGGUAAGUGCGGGAACUCAGGGAAAAGGCGUAACAAGCCUAUUGGCUGUUUCGUUUAUUUGAACUUGGCUACAACGCACAAAUUUGGCCUCCAUAUAAGACUGUAGGUCAACCAGUGCAGAGUGGUACAUAUAGUGGGCAAAACAAUGCACAGGAGGAUUGAAUACCCAUUGGAGUAGUACUCAACAUAGAUGAUGCUUGCGUACACUGCUUAAAUCUAAUACAAGGCUAAACUGGUGCCUCAAAAGCAGUGAAGCUAUUGGAGCUCCAAAAAUACUCAAUGCAGUAUUUGAGGUCCAACUCUCCCUGGGAUUACAAAUUCUAAGCAGAUGCCAGUAAGCAGACUCUUAUAGGAAAAAGUGGAUAAGAUGACAUUGGUACUAUGGACAAGGAUUUUCAUCGCUGUUCAUUAACCUGGGCACACUGUUAAGCUGGAAACUAAAAGUAACAAGGUGCAUGCCGGACAUAGGGCAAAUGGUCUUCAAGAUCUAGCUAUUGUAAUAUCACCUGGAAAGGCU